Vigna radiata var. radiata (mung bean) is the source of this 1356-nucleotide messenger RNA. RefSeq names its product thioredoxin-like protein AAED1, chloroplastic. The transcript has 7 exons. Gene Ontology annotation, molecular function: antioxidant activity. The coding region runs from base 157 to 909 and encodes 250 amino acids. The record is from RefSeq and is a predicted model, not a curated record. NCBI's taxonomy places the organism in Eukaryota, Viridiplantae, Streptophyta, Magnoliopsida, Fabales, Fabaceae.
UCUUAACAAAAAUGAUGUUAGGAUAUGUGCGUGGAGGGCUCUCGCCACGGAAAUUUCUGUGGCUCUGUUCGUUGACAUCAUCCUUCUUCUUCCACGGUUUGCAUCACCGUGGGAAUUAGAGUUGCUAUUGAAUUCCAAGACUUCGCCGAGCAAACUAUGGCAACUCUGCAAUCUCUGUCACCUGCUUUCCGUCCAUCAAUUCCAGCCCCAAAUUCUCACGCUUUUCCGGCAGCCACUCUCUUUAAUUCUUCCCCCAAAUUCAUAUGCUCAAAUGGUCUCAGUGUCAGCCUCAGACAUUCUAUAAUUUCUCCAAGGGUUUCCAAUUCCCAGUAUAGUCCCCAAAUAGCGGAAACUCUCGGUGAUGUUAGCAUUUUUACCGCUUCCGGCGAGUCAGUAAGGUUCAGUGAUCUCUGGGACCAGAACCAGGGAGUAGCUGUGGUGGCACUAUUGAGGCACUUUGGAUGCAUUUGCUGUUGGGAAUUGGCUUUGGCCUUGAAAGAAUCGAAAGAAAGAUUUGAUUCAGCUGGUGUGAAGCUAAUUGCCGUGGGUGUUGGUACUCCCAAUAAAGCCCGCCUUCUUGCUGAAAGAUUACCAUUUCCAAUGGAUUGCCUUUAUGCUGAUCCUGAGCGAAAGGCAUAUAAUGUUUUGAAACUAUACCAUGGUUUGGCACGAACUUUCCUCAACCCUGCCAGUGCAAAGGUGUUUUCAAGAUAUGAUUCUCUGCAGAAAGCUGCGGAGAACUAUACAAUUGGAGCCACUCCAAAUGAUAUAAGCAGUGUAUUGCAGCAGGGAGGAAUGUUUGUGUUCAAAGGAAAGGAGCUAUUAUAUGCAAGGAAAGACGAAGGGACAGGUGAUCAUGCCCCGUUAGAUGAUGUUUUUGAGGUCUGCUGCAAAGUUCCUGUAGCCUAAUGCUGUAUUUUAUAGAAUUUUAAAUUCGCAUAACUGUAAAAAUGUUCAAUUUAAGAAGGUUUGUUUCGGUAUAGAUUAGAUAUCCUUGAAUCAUAUCGGCAACAACAUAUUGGAAGUUGUGGAUUUGAUUAAAAAAUCAUAUACAAAUGUUGUAAUCUAAUCUAGAAAUAUGCUGUCUAUAUAUAGUUUAGUUCACUGAAUUCAAUUUUAUAGUGCAAGCUUGAUUUGGAAAUGAUGAUUAUAAUUACGUAUGCGUUCAUGUUUGAAUCAUUAUGAAUAGUUAUAUUGAAGUUGUCAAUCGGUAUACGGCUACAGAUGUACAGAGAAAGGUACGUGCCAAGUGUUAUCUAUGGAGAGAUUCAAGUCGACUUAUACCAAAGGUUUAGAUGAAUAUCUUGUAAUAAUGAUUAUAUUAUUGUAAAAGAAAACGUUGGAUUACAGCUUUCA